AUGUCCUAUAAGAGAUCACGCGCAACCUACGAGGCCGACCUUGCCGCACAACAGUCGCCUUACGUCGCGUUCGGCACGCCGCUCCCGCCAUUGGACCCCGAAACCCGCGAUGAUGGCUCCUAUGUUCCGCUCUGGAAGCAGGAGGUGAGGGACGACCGGGGCAGGAAGAGGCUUCACGGCGCGUUUACUGGAGGAUGGAGCGCAGGUUACUUCAACACCGUCGGCUCGAAAGAGGGGUGGACACCCUCAACCUUCGUUUCGUCCCGGACAAACCGCCGUAAAGAUGACGUCAAGAAUUCUCAGCAGCGACGGGAGGAUUUCAUGGACGAGGAAGAUCUAGCCGAUGCCGAGGAGUCAAAACGGAUACAAACCCAGUCAGCAUUCGCUGGCCUCGGCUCGACAGCUGACGAUGAAGCGAGAGCCGGUAGCCUUAUGGAUCUUUUCCGCGCCGAGGGCGAUACUAUGGGUUCCAAGCUUCUUAAGAAAAUGGGGUGGAAGGAAGGACAAGGCAUCGGCCCAAAGGUUCGCCGUAAGGCCCGUUUGGGGCUAGGAAGUGACGCGAAUGGUGGAACGGGAUCCCACCUCUUUGCGCCAGAGAAUGUUCCGAUGAUUGGGUUUGUCCACAAGACCGAUCACAAGGGGCUAGGCUUUGCUGGAGAGGGUAGACUUGCGCCGAUCGGUGCUUCCGCCAGGCCGACCGGGGCAGCAGAAUCAGGCUCGGACGAUGAUGGAGAGACAGCGAACUUUGGAAGACCGAAAUUCACAUUAUCGUCUGGGCGCAAAAAGCCACGGGACAAGGGCCGGGGAGGGAUUGGUGUUGGCGUUCUCAACGAUACAGGCUCCGACGACGAAGACCCCUAUGAGAUGGGCCCACGAAUAUCAUAUAACCGGGUAAUAGGGGGAGACAAGAAAAAAAAGAAGGCUUCGGCGGCUGUAAAUCCCGCUGUCAAGACCAAGCCAGCAUUCAUGCCGUCGAAAAAGUCGUCUUUGGGAGGGAUCGGGCUAGGGAUGCGGAAAUGCCACGACGGACGACUACCUUUAGAAGGAUUCAUAUUUGGCAAGGAAUCUGACGUUUUGACAACCGGAACCAACGAUGAAGGGAAAUACGCGCCCCCGAAAGUUCCCCCGGGCUGGGUCUCGGCGAAGCAGGUGAAAGCGCUGGUCGGUGCAAGCGGCUACGUUUCCACCUCAGACGCAGCCAAGGCAUCCACACUCGAUCCAAAGUCGCGAGCAGCGAUUCUCGGUGAGAUGCAGCUUCCAGGAAAAUCGGUCUUUGAUUUCAUGUCUGCAGAAGCGCGGGACCGUUUGGCUGCGGCGACCGGAAAACAAAAUCUCCCCCCUGCUCGUGGCGAAGUUCCGGCCGAAUACGCGCUCAGCGAGGCGGACAGGUUACAGGAACUUCUCAGCCGUGUUCCAAAGCUAGACAAAGAGACCGCCGUCGCUGCCAUAUCCCGAGGCACUGGUGGCAAUGCGCCAUAUCGAGAUGAUGAGGCGAAACGCGCAAGAUACAUCUCCUUCCUCGAGUACCAGGCCGGAUUCCGGCCAACCCCAGGCGACCAGCCCUCCAAGAUGAGGAACGAUGACUGGCUAAGAGAGAUGCAUGAGUUUUACAACUGUGCACGGAUCUUCAAGCCUAUGACGGGCUUCAUGGCCAGUCGAUUCACGACGUCAACGAACAAAUCCGCCGUCAACUCAUCCUCCGAGACGGAAGAGAGGGAGCUGUUAUCUAAGCCGCCGCCCAAACCCCAAGACCCGGCCGAGGAAGCCGCUAAAUUGGGCAUGUUCGGCCCAAUGACCAGGUCCGUCACAGACUUUUAUCCCACCCGCCUCCUUUGUAAACGCUUCAACGUGAAGCCGCCGCACCACGUGCAGCCCGAUGAGUACUCGGUCCCUUCAGCCACGAGCAAGGCCAACUUCAACGCCAGUUUCUCGUACAGCGCCCCACAAGACGCUGAGGUUCCACAACAAGCACCUGUCGUGCCAGAUUUUGGCUCCAGGUCUGCGUCCUCGGCGGGCACUUCAGGGGUUGGGGGAAGUGCUAUUGCUCCUACGCAAGAGAAGCUCGUGCCGCAGAUUACGGCGCCCGAGAAGGUUGUCGUCGACUCCAGUAGGAAUGAGGCCCUGGAAGGGAAGAGGGCCGGAGACGAAGUGUUCAAGGCGAUUUUUGGUGACAGUGAUGAGGAUGAUUGA
Molecule: messenger RNA, 2190 nt
Organism: Dichotomopilus funicola
Lineage: Eukaryota; Fungi; Ascomycota; Sordariomycetes; Sordariales; Chaetomiaceae
Exons: 2
Coding region: 1-2190 (729 amino acids)
Biological process (GO): mRNA processing
Cellular component (GO): nucleus
Molecular function (GO): RNA binding
Source: RefSeq, a predicted model, not a curated record